AUGUUCGAGAAAUUUCUUCUUCUUUCCGUCGUUCUUUCAUCGAUUUCAUGCCAAAUUGUCUAUGAUACUAGUGAUGAUAAUGCCCAUGGUGUACGAAUAGCUGGAAACGAUCAAUUUAUUAUCUUUGCGAUUAAUAUUGGCAAUGGUUUUACUAUAGCUUAUGCACCACUUACACCAAGUGAUCGAUGUUCAUAUUCGAAUGCAAGUCGAGAUUUCUACGUUUAUAGUGUAGAUGUUGUAUACAGUUCGAAUAAUCAUACAGCUACAUUUGUACAAAUAGCUGAACAAACAUCAACACAAAAUGUCUAUUUCAGUAUCGUUACAAUUGAUACAUCAUCAUGCAAUAAUCUCACGAUCGGAAACAUUACCAUUCGUGAUACAUUGAUAUGGAAUGGUACACAUCAAGAAUUUAUGUUGUUAAAAGUAUCUCCAUCGCAAAGAUAUGCAUACGCAUUUGCUGAUUCGUUUGUUUUGAAAUUUGACAUUACACAAAAUCGUAUCGUUGAAUUGAAAGCAUCACAAAGCUUUUACCCAAUUCCAGGAAAAUAUCCACAUGCAAUGGAUUUAACAGAAGAUUGGGCUCUAAUUGCUGCAUAUGAUACUAUACCGUUCAUUACAAAUUUCGCUGCAGCUGUUGUACUUCUUUGCUCAUUAAAUCCGCUCCAAUUUCUUGGCAGCGCAAGUUUGCACGAUAAAUUCGUUCAAACUACUUCAUUGGCAAAAACAUAUAAUCUUGCUAGCCAACUGUCCAUAUCUGUAAAUAAAGAACGACAAAUGGCUAUUGCUGGUUUACCGCUAGCCACCGUUGUCAGUUUAUUCAGUAUUAAUGCAACAAGCGUUAAUCCGAGUGAAUGGACGGUGCAACGUGUACGUAUUGAUGUCGGACCAUCGAAUACUGGCUUUGGUCAAUCUGUUGCCUGGGUUGAUAACGAAACAGUUGCUAUCGGUGUUUUAUCUGUCAAUGCUCACUCUUGGUCUCUGUCAGAAGUUUGGACAUUUGCCGUUGAUAGUCCAUUCACGAUUCCUCAAUAUGUUUUCCCGAAUAAUCAACAAACGUUGGCAGUGUCUGUAGCACCAAGUUUUUAUCAGAUUCUUUCAUGGUCCAUGAAUUUGUUUAUUCUAACUGAUUGGACUGCAGUUAUUUUCGUUCCAUCACAACCACCAGGCUAUUUAUCAGUAUGGACUGAAACAAGCGAUAUGUUUACAUUUAUUUUUGAUCCUUCGCCAUGUUCUCCUGGUAAAUAUAAGAAAGAAAGUGGCUUUGGAUUAUGCCAGGCUUGUCCACCACAAACGAAAAAUCCAGCCUAUCAACCAUGUACACAAUGUCUUCCCUGUUCAUCGAAUACAUUCUGUCCAUUAGGUUCCAUCACCGAUGUCUUCUAUAGCAACUAUUCGAGUUACACUCAAACUUAUGCAUAUCCGGAUGCACCAGAUAUGAACNUUAUUUUAGAUAAUAUGACGAUCGGAAACAUUACCAUUCGUGAUACAUUGAUAUGGAAUGGUACACAUCAAGAAUUUAUGUUGUUAAAAGUAUCUCCAUCACAAAGAUAUGCAUAUACAUUCGCUGAUUCGUUUGUUUUGAAAUUUGAUAUUACCCAAAAUCGUAUCGUUGAAUUGAAAGCAUCACAAAACUUUUAUCUAAUUCCAGGAAAGUAUCCGCAUGCAAUGGAUCUAACAGAAGAUUGGGCUCUAAUUGCGGCAUAUGCUGCUACACCAUUCGUUACAAAUUUCGCAGCAGCAGUUGUACUUCUUUGCUCAUUAAAUCCGCUCCAAUUUCUUGGCAGCGCAAGUUUGCACGAUGAAUUCGUUCAAACUACUUCAUUGGCAAAAACAUAUAAUCUUGCUAGCCACCUGUCCAUAUCUGUGAAUAAAGAACGACAAAUGGCUAUUGCUGGUUUACCGCUAGCCACCAUUGUCAGUUUAUUCAGUAUUAAUGCAACAAGCAUUAAUACGAGUGAAUGGACGGUGCAACGUGUACGUAUUGAUGUCGGACCAUCGAAUAGCGGCUUUGGUCAAUCUGUUGCUUGGAUUGAUAAUGAAACAGUUGCGAUCGAUGUUCUAUCUGCGAACGCUCAUUCUUGGUCUAAAUCAGAAGUUUGGACAUUUCCUGUUGAUAGUCCAUUCACAAUUCCUCAAUAUGUUUUUCCAAAUAAUCAACAAACGUUGGCAGUGUAUGUCGCACCAAGUUUUUAUCAGAUUCUUUCAUGGUCGAAGAAUUUGUUUAUUCUAACUGAUUGGACUGCAGUUAUUUUCGUUCCAUCACAACCACCAGGCUAUUUAUCAGUAUGGACUGAAACAAGCGAUAUGUUUACAUUUAUUUUUGAUCCUUCACCAUGUUCGCCUGGUAAAUACAAAAAAGAAAGUGGCUUUGGAUUAUGCCAAGCUUGUCCACCACAAACGAAAAAUCCAGCAUAUCAACCAUGUACACAAUGUCUUCCCUGUUCAUCGAAUACAUUCUGUCCAUUAGGUUCGAUCACUGAUGUAUUUUAUAACAACUAUUCGAGUUACACUCAAACUUAUACGUAUCCCGAUUCACCAGAUAUGAAUAAUUAUGAUGAUUUACUUGUUCAGAAUAUCUUCGCGAUUAACACACAAUGUUUACUCAUUUCGCCUUUGUUUUGGACAUUGAUCGUCAUGACACUUUGUUGUAUUACUUGGUUUCUAAUGACUAUUGGGAAAGUCGCACCUUGUCAGUUAUUGAAACAACAACGAAACAAGGCGAAGAAGUUCUUGAAAAACACGGAUAUCGUCGGUGAAGGUGAACGAUGGAUCGGUGGAUUAUUCUCAUUUGCGAUUGUUGUCUUGUUUGGUUUUGCCUUUUGGUUUGCUGAUGAUUAUCUUAAACUUUAUCCGAUUGAAACGUCAUCAUCGCCACGUGCAUCGUGUGAUUCAACACUGAGAAAUGCUGUCUUUGAUAAUGCUCUUCAAUUACCUUUGCCAAAUGUUGAUGGAACACGAUGGCCGAUCUUUGAUAUGUUAGAUAAUCAACCACUUACGAUGACAUUAGAUUUGAUUAAUACAGCAGCUACCUGUCAAAAUUUGACUGUUCAACAAAAUCGACCAGGAGUGAACUAUCUUCGUCUAACCAAUAUUUCAUGUCAAAUUCAACCAGAUAAUGUGACAACUUCAACAACUUUUCUUCUUCCAUCUCAUCAAACAACUGUACAAAUUAACAUCACUGGUUCGUAUUUUGUUGGUGGUGUUCGUUUAUGUUUACGUGCUCCUGGUGAUGUAAACGAUGUAAAUACACUUGAAAAACUUGAUACGUGUCAAUUUUUCUACACACAAAAUGAAACUUUAGCACGAACAUCGACUCUUUCGGUUGUACUUGUGAAAGUUGUUAACCAAACAAAACCAUUAACCAUUGGUCACGAUACAUACUUUACUGGUCGGUGGACACCGACGUUCGGUGAAUAUUCGAUCUCAGAUAGAUUAGCUUAUGAACAAGAUGGCGAAUAUCUUCGAUAUGUCAGCGAACGAACAACUUUAGCAAUCACUGUGAAUGAACAACCUUUUUUUCUACAAAAUAAUCAAAGACCAAUCGUUCGAGUUGCAGAACUCUCUUUUCACACGUUGCUAUUCUGUACGUUAAUCAUUGAAUUAUUUGCUAUGGCUUUUCUUUUGAUCAAACUAAUUGGUACGCCGCUUCUUCGAGCUAUUGUUCGUUGUCGACAUCGACAUCGACAUAAACCAACUCUAACUGAUGUGGAGAGAAACUCAAAGAAAAAGCGAAAACGACGAACAUCAAUGUCAACGAUUGAAUCCCAUAGAUUAUCUAGCAAACGUCAACAAAGGAGACAAAGGCAAAAUAGAGGUCGUCUCCAUGAAACUCCUUAUAUAAUACCCAGCAUGUUUGAUAAAAGUAUCCGAAGUGAUCAUCAACGGAGUGCAGUUUAA
Adineta ricciae is the source of this 3897-nucleotide messenger RNA. Lineage: Eukaryota; Metazoa; Rotifera; Eurotatoria; Adinetida; Adinetidae. The record is from the annotation of a GenBank genome assembly.